Conger conger (European conger) is the source of this 6257-nucleotide messenger RNA. RefSeq names its product integrin alpha-5-like. The transcript has 30 exons. Lineage: Eukaryota; Metazoa; Chordata; Actinopteri; Anguilliformes; Congridae. The record is from RefSeq and is a predicted model, not a curated record. Gene Ontology annotation, biological process: cell-cell adhesion; angiogenesis; cell-matrix adhesion. Bases 171 to 3362 code for a protein of 1063 amino acids. Gene Ontology annotation, cellular component: integrin complex; external side of plasma membrane. Gene Ontology annotation, molecular function: integrin binding.
AGAGAGAAGCAAGAGAGAAGCUUUCAUGAGAAUUACGAGGUGCUAGCGUGUUCUUUGCAUAUACAACAGCAUGCCUGGGUUUUAACACAAACUGCGGAUAACUUAUACACAUCAAAGAAUUUCAGUUUCUGCGUUGGCAAUUAAAUUGCACAAACACUACGAGACAGCGGAUGAACGCAGCAACAGAGAUGGGACACAAUAGGCAUCUUUGGAAAACUUCACAGGACUCCUCCAUCUCUAGACUCGGUGCGACUCUCCGUUUACUAUUCGCAGUCCUCCCAACAUUAUGCACAGCUUUCAAUCUGGAUGUAGACAACCCUACAGUGUACAGCGGACCAAGCGGGAGCCACUUCGGUUAUUCUGUGGAGUUUUACUUAACCGAUUCUACAAGUGUCAGUGUUCUGAUUGGUGCCCCCAAAGCCAACACCAGCCAACCAAGGAUCACUGAGGGUGGAUCUGUGUUCUAUUGCCCAUGGAGCCACAGCCAAUCAGAGUGCAUUGCCAUUGAGUUUGACGUUGAAGGAGAUCGCCCAUUUCAUGUCAAUGACACAGACAUCAACGUGGAAUUCAAGUCCAAACAGUGGUUUGGAGCCACAGUGAGAUCCCAUGGCAACACCAUCCUGGCCUGCGCCCCACUGUAUUACUGGAGAACCACAGAGGACAUUGCCAUGUCAGACGCCACAGGGACCUGCUACCUCUCCAUCAAUAACUUCACCAAGUUUGUGGAGUAUGCUCCCUGUCGCACAGAGAGAGCUGGUCCAGCUGGCCAGGGCUACUGUCAGGGAGGAUUUAGUGCUGAUUUUACAAAGAAUGGGAGAGUCGUUCUUGGUGGUCCGGGAAGCUUUUUCUGGCAAGGGCAGCUGUUCUCGGCCACAAAGGAGGAAAUUGUGAAGGCAUACUACCCUUCCUACUUCCUGCUCUCAGUGGCAGGGCAGGUGGAGACACGACAGGUGCAGGGCACCUAUGACGACAGCUACCUGGGCUACUCUGUAGCGGUGGGUGAGUUCAGCGGAGAUGAAACUGAAGAUUUUGUGACCGGUGUCCCAAAAGGCUUGUUGCUCUUCGGAUUAGUGUCUUUAUUGAAUGGGACCAAUAUGAAAUCAAUGCUCAACUUCACCGGUGAACAGAUGGGCUCCUACUUCGGAUACGCGGUGGUCGCCACUGACAUCAACAACGACGGGCUGGAGGAUCUGUUGGUGGGAGCCCCCACGUUCAUGGUGCGAGGGUCAGACGGCCGUCUGGAGGAGGUGGGCCGUGUCUACGUCUACCUGCAGCACGGAGCCCUGGACUUCAAACCCGGCCUCCCCUCCCUCACGGGGACGCAGAUCGGGGGCAGGUUUGGGAGCUCCAUCGCCCCUCUCGGGGACCUCAACCAGGACGGGUUCAACGAUGUGGCUGUCGGUUCGCCUUUCGGAGGGGAAGAGCAGCAGGGAUUGGUCCUUAUAUACCAUGGACAUACAGGAGGCCUCAAAGCCACGCCUUCUCAGGUGCUGGCUGGCCAAUGGGCUUCCGGGGCCUUCCCCCCCAUCUUUGGCUUCUCUAUGCGUGGAAACAAGGACCUGGAUAUGAAUGGCUACCCUGAUCUCCUAGUGGGUGCAUUUGGAGUUGAUAAGGCAGUUCUGUACAGAGCUCGGCCCAUUGUGAACGCCAGCGCCUCCCUACUGGUGCAUCCCAGCAUGAUCAAUCCAGAGGAGAAGAGCUGUGUGGUGUCCAAUGGGAAUCAAACUAUGCCUGUAUCCUGCGUGAAUCUGAGUUUCUGCCUCACCGCUGGCGGGAAGCACCUCCCAGCAGCUCUCGAGUUUGUGGUGGAGGUGCAGCUGGACAGUGUAAAGCAGAGGCAGAGGGGGGCGGUGCGGAGGUCUCUGUUCCUGCACAGCCAGCAGCCUGCCCUACGGAGGGCUCUGAGCGUGGCCAAUGGGGCGCGAGUCUGCCUGGACACCAAGAUCUACCUGCGAGAUGAGAAGGAGUUUCGGGAUAAGCUCUCCUCCAUCUACAUCUCCCUCAACUUCAGCCUUGACCCUGGGGCUCCCACCGACUCCCACAACCUGCGCCCCGUCAUCAACUACCAGGGAGCCGAGCUCAUCCAACAGAAGGCCCAGAUUCUGUUGGACUGUGGAGAGGAUAACAUAUGUGUCCCUGAUCUUAAGUUGGCUGUUCAUGGUGACAGGAAGGAAGUGUACCUUGGUGAUGACAACGCUCUGACUCUGACAUUCAACGCCCGAAAUGAGGGAGAGGGCGGCGCCUAUGAAGCGGAGCUGUAUGUGGUCCUGCCCCCUGAGGCAGACUACAGUGGCAUCGCACGCAACAAUGAGACGCUAUCCCAGCUGACUUGCAGCUAUGAGACAGAGAACCAGACCCGUUAUGUCAGCUGUGACCUGGGCAACCCCAUGAAAUCUGGCACUAGUCUAUGGGCAGGUCUCCGCUUCACUGUUCCACGCCUGAGGGACACGCGCAGAACAGUGCAGUUUGAGCUCCAGAUCCGCAGUAAAAAUGAGAAUAACUCUCGGAGUGACACAGUGCCUUACAAGCUGGAGGUGGCAGUGAUGGCGGAUGUUAUUUUACAGGGGGUCUCUCGCCCAGACAAAGUCAUCUUCCCUCCACCAAACUGGAAGGUCGCUAAGAAACUGCUGGAGGAGCAGGACGUGGGGCCCUUGGUCCAGCAUGUGUAUGAGCUGGUGAACAAUGGGCCAAGCAUGAUUGGCCACACCCUCCUGGAGCUGCACUGUCCAAUGAGAGUCCAGAAUCACUGGCUGAUGUACCCUCUGGAGGUGACAACCCAGGGGCCCCUCAACUGCACCUCAGACCACAACCUCAACCCCCUGCAGCUCAAGCUCCAGAAGUCUCCUGCAGAAGUGCCUCCUGCACCCACGCUGAGCCCAGAGCACAGCAUUGAGAGGAGGGAGGUCCGCAAAGACCAGCUGUCUCAACUGGUCAACCUGUCGUGUCCUGGCGUGGACUGUUGGACACUCAGAUGCCAGGUGGGGUUGCUGGAGAGGGGGACCAGCACCAUUUUGAAAGUGCGCUCUCGAAUCUGGGCUGAGACCUUCAUGGAGAGAGCAUAUAAACAAUAUGUGCUGGAGUGCUCAGCAAGGUACAGCGUGCAGAGGAUUCCUUACGCCAUUGUCCCCAAAGACAUGCCCUCUGGAACCAAAAAGGUGGUGACCCCAGUGGUAUGGAGCAAGCCAGAAGGACAGUAUGCUGUGCCGCUGUGGAUCAUCAUUCUGGCCAUCCUGGCUGGGCUCCUGCUGCUGGCACUGCUCAUCUACGUCCUGUACAAACUGGGCUUCUUCAAGCGAUCCCAUCCCUACAGCACAACCAUGGAGAAAGCACAGCUGAAACCCCAGGCUUCGUCUGAAGCCUAAGCAGCAGGCCAGCCCUGGAAACAUACCAAAGAAAAUUGUGGAAAUUGGACGAGCACAUUACCAGACAGUUUGCAGAAGACUGCAGCUGAAGCUUUAGGAGUGAAGACUCCACUGCACUGCACUAGAGAAAACAACACAAGGCGAACUGAAUGUUUUUUUAAAAUUCUGUUUCUAUCUUUUUAUCAAGAGUUGGGGCUGGAUUCCAAACAAAGGAGAGCUGCUUUACAGAGGUGCUAUGGAUUAGAGGAGUAAGCAGGUGUGUAGGGAGCAAACAUCCGUGUUCACCUGUUCUUCACUCCAGAGAAGCUGUGGAGAUGGACGCCUUUCUUCUAAGCACAUGUGUUCUGUUUUCCCCUUGUCCCAUUUUUCCUUGUGAGAAAGGAAUGGACUUUAUUUUUAUUUUAAGAACCGCAGAGCUGGUGCUGUAAUCAGAUGGAAUGGGUGGACAUCACAUUGAGUGGUCAAUCAUUGCAUGUCGGAAAGAGAUGUAGCAUUUCAGAAAAGUUAUUUUGUGCUCUCUCAGAAAAGAGCCACACUGCAAAUAGAACCAAAGGCAGUGGGAAUUCCAGGCUUUUAAAAAAGCAGGUGUAUUCACACUGUCUAGGACCUCACUGGCAGAGAUGUUCAUCGUAAAAUGUCUGAUGUCAGGCGCCUCUAUAAUCCAACAGGCGUCUUUGUUUUUGGAAUCCCACAGCAUCUGCAUACUUUCGGCACUUCACAAGACUUUAUUUAACUGCGUCUUUAAAGAAUUUAGCCUUGGUCCUCAUAAGAGACAGGGUUUGUGUUCAAAAGCAGAGCUACUGAGGCUAAACUGCGGAAGGAUGCUGAGCCCAGGGGAACUGGCUGUAAAUGUCUGGGAAAGACGGAUUAUUUACAGGCCUGCUUUUAGAGGUCUGUGGAGGCUCACGGAGGUCUGUGCAGCUGCAUGGUCAGCACUGGUACUGUUUGCACUCAAAGCCGGUCAACGACCAGUCCGCCCAUGAGACCAAAGAAAAAAUGCCCCUUCUGCUCAUUUUACUUCCGCCAUUUUGUGGUCCAUUUGGCUUAAUGUUCUUAAACUGAAGACCAGCCAAAAUGUAAGCACAGCAAAACAGUGUUCUGUAGUCACCAGGGAGACGCUGUAGAAACAGCGGACAUGUGAAAUGGACCACGCCCUGAAAUGCAAGGCUUUUUGCUGCUGCACGAUGGCUUGGUUGAGAAUGAUGGUCAAAGGUCAUUUGAACUGUCUGUAUGUUGUAGUUAUUUUUUUAACCAAGCGGAAGCACAAUCAUGUCCUGCCCUAAAUGGUACUCAUGGUAAACUACAUAACUAUAAAAGAAAAGACUUGCAUAUUGUUUUGAAACAGAAACAAAGUGUUCUCUGUGGAACUGAAUUGAGACAUAAGCACUGUACAUACAGCUGCUUGUUGGAAAUAUAAAAAGACUGAGCAAUGAAGGUCCUUGUGGAGUACUGUUCAGAUAUUUCAUACCCACCUGCUUUGCUGAGGUACAGGGCCAACAUGGAGAGGAUUGUGUGUAUAUGCCUAUGGAUAGGGGAUUACAGCACCAUGUUUCUGCAGGGCUCAUUUGGGGGAGGGGGUACGGCUAUAUGGUGCAUGUGUGUGUAUCUGUGUUUGGGGAUGGGGUAAAUGUGAUGUGGGUUCUCUUGUGUGGGUGUAUUUCUUGCAUGGGUGUAUUUCCUUUUUUUGGAAACAGCCUAUGAUCUGGAAACGGCCAGGUUCUGAGCACAAGCCAUUAUCAUCCAGGACCUGGACCUGAUGUUUAUUUGACUGGGAAUGUCCACUGAGAAAGGCUGCCUGUCAGAGUCUGGCUUUGCAGAGGAAAAGCCCUGGAAGGCAAAAUAUUUCAACGUGACAGAGACAUAGGAAGACUGUCCAACCACUGCAAUCACAUUCAAAUGGUGCUUUUGUAUUACUGUUGUUGUUCACUUGCAUGUCUUGCAGAAGAGCAUAUUGGUCACAUUUUGUUUUCUUUUAUAUCACCCCUUCCCCAUGUUCAUUUAUAACCCCCCAGCCCUCCACCCCAUUUGGAAUCGCUUAACCCAUGUACCGGGGGCUCCAGUACAGGGAGCACUGCAGCUGGAGUGUGCACUUCCUGUAAUCAAGUGAAUACUUUGGACCUUACAGGGCACACAAGGGAGUGCUAGUGUUGGGGAUCUCUCACUGAUGACAACUGGGAGCCUUUGGGCAGCUAGUGAGUUGGUGACUGGAAACAGUAAACCCAGAAACCCUGUAGAUUUAACCACACUCUACUCCUGAAAGGGUUCUUGGGUACAUGUUUUGUAUGCCUGAACCUACAAGUACAGGGCCCAGUCUGCAACCUUAAAAAAACUGAACCACUCAGGAAUCUCAUUCAGUCCCUGUUAUCAAUUACUUAUUAAAUGAAGUAUUACUAAAUGAAGUGAAUUAAGUGUGAAUUCAUGAAAUGCAGUAUUAAGUCAUACAAGUCUAUUUAAAUGAGGAUCUAUUAUCAUUGUGGGCAAAUGUUUGACCCUUUGUCCAUGAUAACAACUUCCUCACACUUGUGGAAUUAAGAGGUUUGGAUAUUACCAUUAGAUAUAUAGAUACAUUUUCUUGAAAAAGAUUAUCUUGUUCAAUAUGAACUGUUUUGAAACUACAGCCAGAUUUUCAUAAGACAAAAGUGUUUGACAUUUUGAAAAUGGAAUGAAUAAGAUAAAAUAAUUGGCCCUCCCUACUUUUAUAAAUGUUGUUAAUUUGUUUUUAUUCAGUUUUGUCCCUUUUUUAAUGCAUUUAUUGAUCCCAAAAUUGAAUAUUGCUUCAUUGUGUCUGAAUGUUCUCUGAUGCUUAUGAGAAUGAAUUUCCUCACCCCACAUUGGGGGAAAUAUUAUAUUGUGGUGUAUUACUGUUUUCAAUUCCAAUAAAACAUAGAUUUUUCA